Molecule: messenger RNA, 5637 nt
Organism: Homarus americanus (American lobster)
Lineage: Eukaryota; Metazoa; Arthropoda; Malacostraca; Decapoda; Nephropidae
Product: metallophosphoesterase domain-containing protein 1-like
Exons: 8
Coding region: 115-1020 (301 amino acids)
Molecular function (GO): hydrolase activity
Source: RefSeq, a predicted model, not a curated record
CAAGUAAGUGCCAACAGUGAGCGGAGGCAGCAGUUAGCGCUACAAAUAUCUGCUAGCUUCACCAAUGUCAACAACUGACCUAACACCUAGCGGCACUAUCCAUCACAAGUAUUCAUGAUGUCAGGAUUGAGCAUACCCAUACACCCUACCACACACAACCCCACAGAAGCAUGGGAGCAGAUCAGACCCAACCAACGAGUAAUUAAAUUAAAUGUCAAGACCCCGACAACACCUCCGAAUGAAAAUAUGUUAAGGUUUGUGUGUAUGAGUGACACCCACUGCCUCACAUCACACCUCCAGUUUGAGAUACCUGACGGUGAUGUUUUCGUUCAUGCUGGAGAUUUUACUCGAUGUGGCAGUGCUGCUGAAAUUGAAGAAUUCAAUAGUUGGAUUGGUUCACUGCCUCACAAGUAUAAAGUGGUUAUCGCUGGCAACCAUGAGCUCAGCUUUGACCCCAAGUUCACCGGUGGCCCGUCAGUCCGACAGCAUCAUAAAACAGCACAUACAGGCGGAGGCCUCAUAAAUGAGAUCCCUGAUUUGGGGAUGGAGCGUGAGCAGUUGAAGGCCGCUGUUGCAGAACCUAAUACAGUCGACUUGAUCACUAAUGCUACAUACUUACAAGAUGAGCCCCACGCUAUAUGUGGCAUCAAGCUCUAUGGAACUCCAUGGCAACCAGAAUUUUGUAAUUGGGCCUUCAAUCUACCAAGAGGGAAGCUUUGUUUAGAAAAAUGGGAUGCCAUUCCUGCUGACACUGAUAUCCUUAUCUCCCACACACCACCCAUUGGUCAUGGUGACCUUUGUUGUACAGGGGUCAGAGCUGGGUGUGUUGAGCUACUUUCUACUGUCCAAACCCGGGUCAAACCCAAGUACCAUGUGUUUGGUCAUAUACAUGAAGGUUAUGGCGUGACAACUGAUGGGAAGAUAAUAUUCAUUAAUGCCUCCACAUGUAACAUCAACUAUGUCCCCAACAACCCUCCUGUUGUUUUUGAUGUACCAAUUCCUCCUGGGCUCUCAAAAUGACCAUCAAACUGAGGAGUAGCGGCAACCUCAAGCAGCUGAUUAUCAGUCCUGAAGGAUCUAGAGGGCCACAGAAACAAGCACAAACAGGUGGAUGUUAGGGGCCAGUGACCUUCAUAUUUGAACUUGUCACCCUUAAGGCCAUAAUAUGAACAUUUUAGCCCUCAUGGUUCUUGUAGAGUAUAAAGAAAUAAAGAUGGAGGUGCCCUUUAACAUUCAUGUGGACGAUCAUAAUUUCAAGAACUUCAUGGAGUUCAACUGUGGCUGCUAAGGUCUAGAAUUGGUCCUUUAUUAUAAUGUAAUUUUUUCUUUUUACUCAAAUAUGCUGUUGUGCAGAUUAGAUGCAAAUUAUUAAUGUGUUACUGAAUAUAUAUACUGUACUGUAUCAGGAAAUACAUUAUAACUUUCAGGAACAGGUGGAGAAAAAUUUCUUAAAAGAAAUGCCAAAAAUAAACAAUACUCAGAUGAUGUAACUCAGCGGAACACUUAGGCCUCUCAUUCAACUUAUUUAUUUACUGUACUGUCUUAUGAACUUCAGGUUUCUGGUUUACUUUUGCCAAGCAUGAAGAGAAACAUUUUUAUCUUCCCAAGUUUGUUCUACCUAAACUGUGGUGAAUCUCAUACCUGUAUAUAUUUACCCGAGUGAUAGUUGUAUAGGAUUUGAAUUAGUUCUGUCAAUUGGAGUAGCCUAAUUUUGUAGUAAGUGAAACUGCUGUAUGAAUUUAAUUUUCAUAGAAUUAUUAACUGCACAUAGAGCUUCCAUUAUACAGUUGCACAAUAUGUACUCAGCAGCUGCCUUCAUUGAGGGGAAAAGCCCAAAUAUGACCAUGUAGUCUUCAUAUUGUACAUUACAUGAUCAAUGAGCAUACAACACUAUAAGAAAAUUUACAGGGUUUGGUAUUCAGAGGUAGAGUAAGGUAGUCAGGGAAGAUUGUACUACUGUACUAAAUGUACUGUAUUAUGGAUUCACUUUAUCCUCUGCUAUCUUUUAUUAUUGUUAAAAUUCCUUGUAAAAGAUCCAGGUCAUGUUUUGGGCCAUUUUCAAAUGUGCAGAAUGCAUAGUAUUUUAUAUGAAGAGCUUUGAUGAGAAAGAUAUUUAGAACAAAUAAUUAGCUAGGUCAAAAUAUCUUCAGUAUUCCAUAAAAUUAAUGUACCAUGCCUUAUAGGAUAGUUGGAAAUGAGAAAUGCAAGUGAAAAUAUGUAGAAGUUGCAGCUUUCAUGCACAACCUUAUGAUAAUUUGAUUAGUUAUUUAAAUUAUCUUUAAACAUUAUUUAAUUCAUGAUGGUGCUUGAACAUAUGAAUUGUUUUCAAUAAUCGUCUUGAAAUGUAUCACUGAUUAUUAUACUAAUAAUAUGUUGGCAUUUAAUUCAUGUGGUCAUAACUUACUUUAAUUUUAAUGAUAGUACCUGCACAGUAGUUGCCUCUAUAGUAAAGCUGAAGGUGGAAGCUCACAUGUUUUGGUCCCAAUUUUUAUGUAAUUGUUAUAAUGAACCAAAAUAUCCAGAAAGUUAAUGGAGAAAUUUUAAUGAAACUUAUGACCUGGUGCUUGAGUAUUGUGCACACUAUGACUUUGGGUCUAGACCCAUGAGACCUGUGAUGCUGAUGGCUGGACAGCUAAUUUGACCAGUUAGGCUCCCCAUGAAUAAAUUGUAACCAUGAAGUAAAAUGUGCCUUUAAAAAGAUUAAGUUACUAAUCUGUUUUGCCACAUCCAUUAUCAGUAAGUUGUUCUAGGUAGUGGCCAUAUUGGAUUUUGGAUACAGUCCUUGGGUGUUCCAGCCACACCUUUCACCUGUUUUCGAAACCUAAGAGCUAUGAUCCCCCUAUUAAUUGUAAUUUUGAAGAGGUUUAUAGGCUGAAUCUGUGCAUUCCAAGUUGGUACAAAUACAUAGGUUGUCUUUUUGCAAAGAUUUGUUUACAUUUUGUUUACGAUCCAACCAAUGCUUCAUGUGUUGUUUCAGAAAGGUGGAACUGUGUAAUGCUGGGCUAUGUCACUGAGGCUUUCCAAAUUUGAAGUGAGUCAGUUCACCUUUAGGGGUGUUUUUUGUUGCCAGGUGUCAGUACCUGGACUUAGGUUAACCCUGGUAUGAGACCGGAAUGGAAUGUCAAGAAUGUCCAAUCUGGUUGUUGGUUUAGGGGACUCAUUGGGUGACCUUCAUUGGGAUAAGACAGACCAGCUUGGGCAGAAUUUGAUCACUUAGAAAGAGUAAAUAAGAUGAGGAAGGAAAAGCUUUCUCACUUUUAAAUAUUCCAUGAACCUGGGUUACACCUACAAAUUAUGAACCCAGCAAGAGGGGGAAGCCUUAGGGUUACUCCAUACCCUUUACCCAUGUAAACAUGUUGGAGGAAAUGUGAGUUAUGCCUCUUGUUAUUUUUUGGCUUGGCACCCUCUCCCAAAUGACACUAUAAUAGGGGACAGUGUAAUAGAGGGCAUUUGAGGUUGGUUGGUUCUCUGAGGUCUACCAGGAUUGAUCUAUUCAUCAUUAUUGAUCUGUUCAGCCUUCCUUCCUGCACAUAACUCUUCCUCUGGAAAGAUUUGGAGGGGGGGGGGGUACCAUAAGUCUGCUUGAAGCAAGUAUCCAGGCAAUCAGAAACCACCAUCUCAUAGUGUUGGCCCUGUCCUCCUUGAGUCCACACAAAUCCAGUUUCGUUCAUUAAAAGCAUAUCAUUUCCUAGCUGACUACAAUAGGAAUCAGUCUUGCUGAUUGUUUCUUUCAUUGACUUGCUUUUUUUAAUUCAAAAGACUAAGACUCUUGAGUUAUCCAGACAGCUGUGGGACUAUAAGAUCCACUUUGAACAAUUUGUUGAGAUUUCCUCACUUAAUUUUGUUUGAAGCCUCUUCCUAUUUCCUCUUCAGUUUUAGCAUACAAGUUAAGUAGAAAGACAUUUGUCUACCCUUAUCCUCUGUGGAGUUUCAUGUUUUUAUUCCAUUGUAAAUUCGUUUUCUUAGUCAUUUCAAAGAUUUAGGUUAAUGUUAGUUUGGUGAUGGAUCACCAGGGUCAUUGGUUUUUCCUCUUUAUUUGUAUUUAAAAGUUCUUACUUUUAUAUCUGCCCUGCACUCUGUACACAUACAUAGUGCACUUAUUACAAGCAAUUUCAAUCAUAUUAUUCAGACAGGUUUUUUGGCUGCUGUUGAUUGGGGCUCUGGAUUCUGAUGGGUUUUUGUUUCCCAGUGGAUCCAGGACAACACUAAGCCUUUUGAUAGAGUUAAGGAGAUAAACUUAUCAAUCUGGUGAAUCCAAUGAUCAACUUUUGCAGAGGGUGUUUGACUGUCCAGUACUGGAGCUCUUGUAUUACUUAUCUCCCAUGUUUUGCCUGGUUAAGUAUAAUAAAACCUGCUUGGUUAAAGGGCAAUAGCUGGAUGUGGAGAAUUGAUCAUGAUAUCACUUUUUUGGUAAAGCCCAUGGCCAAGUGUCUUUGAAAUCAUUCUCUUUCCUUUAGGAGUGAUUGGGUAGUUGGAACUGAAGUGGAAAUUUGUGAAUUCAAUUUGAUUCAUAGAUGGCAGAGUAGUUGACUGGUAAGAUAAUACUGAUUGAAACAUCACAGUUCAAAUGAAAUCUAUGGCCUCUCAAGGCACCCACUGCACCAGUCCCCCUCAUUUGAGGUUGGCAGUAGAGGGGAUGGAAGGAUGAUCAGUACAUCCAACCACAGGAACAGAUUAAUUGUGGCUGGUUUUGGACUCGGGGAUAAUUUAGUAAGUAAUGAUAUAUUCUGAGAGCUGGCUACAGGCUCUACCAGAAUAAGUGAACUGAGAAUGAUGGUUGAAAUGAAUGAGGAAGUAUUCAAGUCGAGACUAAUUGUCCAUUCACUGAGGUUAAGGGUCUCCUUGGGUCUAAACCUGUAGGCAUGGUGCACACAAUGCAAGCAUUGCCUCGUUAUGGUCUCAGUCAUAAAAUGAGAUUUUAGGAGCAUUCCUCCAUUUAUGGACUUAUAGGUUAAAGCCUGCGACAUAUUUGAGUUGCUUUUGAAAUGAGGUCAGAGCACAAUCGAAUGUUAAUGUAGUACUGCUCUGCUCUGAGCUCUCUAGGUGUAGUUGUUGAAUUCUUGUAUUCAUAAUAGUAGUUGUGUAAAAUGUAUUUUUAGCACGUUCAGUAAUGUAUGUUGAUUGUGAACUUCAGUGAUUUACUUGCUCAGAAACAUAAUUUUAAGAUUUUUUACGUGCAUACAAACAUUCGUAAGAUUAGACUAAGAUAGAAGAUUAGAUCAGAUACAGGAGUAUUUUGAAGUCAUAGGUUAAGAUAUAAAAUUAAGGUCUGUUGAAAGAGGAUUUUGUAAUUACAGAUUCUCAGAAUUACCUUCAUGGCCGCAUUACUAGUCUGAGCACAAAAUGUGCACCUGUUGAGCCAAAGAUAUUGAAAUACAGUAUACCUCAUUUUCAUCCAUCAAGUUGUGGAUCUUGAUGGUGGUAUUGCAUUUUAAUUAUAUACAUUAGAUAAAUAAACUGAUUGUCAAUAAAAAGAUCUAUUGUGGAAGAAUCAGGUAAUCCAUUGGGCGAUGUAUCUUUGCUUGGUCACGUGUCUCUCAGUGAUGAUAAAUUCUCUUCCACCUCUGUCAUAUUUUCAGCCCCAUCACUGGUCAGCCAGAGAUUCUCAAAAAUAAACACAAAUUGACAAAAUAGUAA